Messenger RNA from Pomacea canaliculata, 3222 nucleotides. Its product is annotated as metalloreductase STEAP4-like. The record is from RefSeq and is a predicted model, not a curated record. Bases 218 to 1795 code for a protein of 525 amino acids. Gene Ontology annotation, biological process: copper ion import. Gene Ontology annotation, cellular component: plasma membrane; endosome. Gene Ontology annotation, molecular function: cupric reductase (NADH) activity; ferric-chelate reductase (NADPH) activity. The transcript is spliced from 2 exons. Lineage: Eukaryota; Metazoa; Mollusca; Gastropoda; Architaenioglossa; Ampullariidae.
AGACAGCGUGGGUCGCGACCACUUGCCAGCCAGGCGCGGAGCCCGCAUGCGUGACGGGGGGAAAAGUUGGGGGGGGGGGAAGGGGAACGCUUCGCGGAGUGCAGGUCGGUCCUGCGCAUGCGAUGUCAAUAAAACCAAGUGCCAGCGCUUCGCGGAGUCCAGCUGUGGAUGGUGCUUGGAAAAGAUUUUCAAGAAGUCACAACUCUAACCUAAUCGGAUGGAAAUGCAGGAAGUGGGCGCCACCAAGGCGAACGAGGUAAACGUGAGGAAAGUCGGCAUUCUUGGCACAGGCAACUUCGCCUCCGCCAUCGCCCAGCGGCUGGCUUUAGCCGGAUAUGACGUCACCGUGGCCAGCCGCCGCCCGGAGGAUCGCAAGCUGACGCUGCGCAGCGACGUCUGCCUCUCCUCCCUGCAGUCCGCCAUUCACCUAACGUCCGUCUCCGAGUGCCUGGAGCGAUGUCACGUGGUUAUCGUUGCGUUGCACCACGAGCACUUCACGAGCUUCUUUACGCCGGAAGUGGCGCAAAAGGCCGCGGGGAAGAUCCUGGUGGACGUCUCCAACCGCUCAACGCGCGGCGUGCAGCCGUCGAACGCCAAGCUGUUGUCGUCGCUGGUGCCUGGAGCACAUGUGGUGAAGGCCUUCAACACGCUCUCCGCCUACGUCCUCGAAAGCGAGACGGCAGGAGGGUCGCGGAUGGUCUGCGUGGCGGGAGACGAUGCCGAGGCUCGCGUCGUCGUCUGCAGCCUUGCCAGAGACCUGGGCUUCGAGUGCCAGGAGAGCGGAGGACUGGAAAGCGCAUGGCAGCUGGAGGAAUCAGUCCUGACAGUUUUCCCGGAGUGGAGGGUUGCCGCCGUGAUCGCCGGAAUCGUCUUGGCCUUCUGGGCGCUCUUCGCCAUCACACGCGAGCACCUGGUGGGCACUACUAGCUGGAGCCAGUUCCCCGUAAAGACGAUGAACAAAGUUUUUGGCGCCUGCGCGCUGACGGAGCUAGCCUUGACCUACCUGGCCGGCACCUGCGCCGCCUUCCUGCAAAUCUACAACGGCACCAAGCACAAGCGUUUCCCACGCUGGCUAGACGCAUGGCUGAAGGCCCGGAAGCAGCUGGGGUUGCUGGCCUUCGGUCAGGCCGUCGUUCACGCCAUCUUGUCCGCUCUCCUCCUGAGCCCAACUUAUGUCAAGUCCUGGUACGCGCCUGACGCCCUUCGGGUGAUCGUGCCGGUCAACCAGACCGGCGACAUCGUCGUCGAUCUGAGCAAGGCCUGGAUGACGUGGAACAGCGAGCUUUCGUUGCUGGUCGGCGUCCUGGCCAUCGUCCUGAUGGGUAUGCUGGCCGUAACGUCACUGCCUUCCGUCACGCGCAUCAUGAACUGGGCGGAGUGGCGCUUCGUGCAGUCGGGACUCGGCUACGUCAUGCUGACUCUCGCCACCUCGCACCUGUACGCGAUGAGCCUCCACAAGUGGGUCAGGGCGGGGCUGCCAAUCAUCCUUUUCCGCCUCAGCUUCAUGAGCAUCGUCCUUCCAACGACAGUCAUCGCCCUGCGGAUCAUUACCCUCCUUCCUUGCGUCGAUAACUACAUCCAGCGAAUACGUCGAGGCUGGGAGCGAAAGACGCUGUCUUCGUCGUCGGACCCGGCUCACGGGGCUGAAAAUGGUUCCACGUCAAGCAAACAAGCUGCAAGGACCUCCGCCGAGGUGAAAUCUGGAGCAUCCCUUGGAACUGGGCCAACAGUGGUGAGCAACUCCGAGACCGAGGCCCGAAACUCGCAAACUGUCGGCGCUGAAACACUGGUGUAGUUGAGGGAAGUAAAGUCACAUCAGGGCCGCGACAUUUUUGAACAUUUCAAAUAUACUGAUCUUGUCAUUGACCUGCCCUUAUUUCAUUUGUAAUUUUGCGAGACUUUCUCGGUUGCUGUCAGUUCGACUCAACUUCUGUUUGCUGCAGCAUGGCUCCAGGGACAGUGUAUGUCAUGUCUAGAAGGAACUACCAUGCUUUGUACUAAAUUCUGCUAAAAUCAUACUAAUGUUGUCAGGCUACGGACGUAAAGAUGUAUUUUUGCCAUCUUAUCCUUUGCCAAUCACUUAAAGAAAACUUUAAUCUACGUAACACGAGUGAAAUUUCCCUUUAAUGUACGGUCAUUCAGUUCACAUCCAAUGGAUAAGGUUAGACCCUUCAAUGUACGGUCAGAUUAAUUGGAUCAGGCUGGACUAUUAAAUAUAUGGUCACAUCAGUUCCAAAACUACUGAACCAGGCUGCAUCCUUUUCUUCGUUGAAAACGCAUUGAGCAGACAGCAGACUGAAGCUGAAAAAAAUGUUGGAAUUAUCGUCAUUUUGAUGAAAGUUCUUUGACCUUUUUUAUGUGGGUUAGUGGUGUUUUACGGUCUCAUUGUCUCCCCCUAAUUAACACGUCGUUGUAUUUCACUCAUGUACGUUAUUAACGACAUCAAAUGACUGUUGGCAUAAUGGAUAGGAUUACCAAUUCACUCUCGUGCUUUUGCAUUCCAUUUGUCUCUCUGUGCUUAUGUCUGCUGGCCAUGUUUGUCCAUUCGUUUCGUUCAUUUAUUAGCAUACUGAAGCUCAAGCAAUUUAUUCUCAUUCACUCACAUUUAUUUACGCAUACGCUCACUGUAAGUGUUCUCUUUCUCUCACACACACACACAUACACACAGAAACCAUGCGCAUUUGUUCGCUCGUACUUGUUUUAUUUAUUUGAGAGAUAAUUUUUUUUUAUCGAGGUCAAUUCAGAACCACAAUACAAAUAAUAAUAAUAAUGGGAAACUUAUAACACGCAGCAUCACGACCAAGAUAGAUUGCACUGUCUGUGCCAAAUGAGAUAAAUUACUCGUAAAAGGGGAACAUAUUAGUGCCAGUCUAAUAUACCGAGACAGACACAAAACAGAAAUUCUCCUGCAAGUCUUCACGGCUCUCUUUCUUCGAAUUUUUGACUGAUUUUUUUCUGUUUUUGUGGUUUGUCUUUAAAACAAAACAGAACAAUCUUCCUUCUAAGUUUUGUCUAAUAUCUCUGCACUGUGUGUAUUUCAUCAGAACGCUUGCUUUAAUUUUUAGAGUGAGCUGUUAGUAUGUAUCACCGUUUUAUUCAAUACACUCUUUCUGCUUCUGUGCACUUUCAUGCCAAGUUUUACAUUAUUCUUACCUACGAUUUUUCGAUCAAGCUUCUGCUCCUGAAAUGGUUAACAAUAAAGGCAGUUGCAAGUAGAUAAUA